Molecule: messenger RNA, 1155 nt
Organism: Thecamonas trahens ATCC 50062
Lineage: Eukaryota; Apusomonadida; Apusomonadidae
Product: CMGC/GSK protein kinase
Exons: 1
Coding region: 1-1155 (384 amino acids)
Biological process (GO): signal transduction; protein phosphorylation
Cellular component (GO): cytoplasm
Molecular function (GO): protein serine/threonine kinase activity; ATP binding
Source: RefSeq, a predicted model, not a curated record
AUGGCGUCGGAGAACGAGAAGCCGGUGAAGAUGGAGGAAGGCUCUGAGGGCAACGGCGGCAACGACGGCGAGGGCGGGAGCGACUCGCGCGGCGGCGGCAAGUCGCUCAACGUGGAGGAUGUGUUCAAGGUGCGUGUGACGACUGUGGACGGCAACAAGGAGGUCAUUUCGUACCAGCUCAAGCGGAUCAUCGGCAACGGGUCGUUUGGCGUUGUCUUCCUUGCACAGAACCUGCAGAAUCAGGAGAUGAUGGCGAUUAAGAAAGUGCUGCAGGACCGGCGGUUCAAGAACCGCGAGCUUGCGGUGAUGAAGGUCGUCUCGCACCCGAACGUGGUUGCGUUGCGGUACUUUUUCUACUCGAAGGAGAGCGAGACGGACGAGGAGGUGUACCUCAACCUGAUGCUCGAGUAUGUGCCGGAGACGGUGUACCGCGUGGCGCGGCACUACGUCAAGCGGUCUGAGACGAUGCCGAUGCUCUUUGUCAAGCUGUACGCGUACCAGAUGUGCCGUGCACUGGCGUACGUGCACUCGCUCGGCAUCUGCCACCGCGACAUCAAGCCGCAGAAUCUGCUGUGCAACGCCGAGACCGGGGUGCUCAAGCUCUGCGACUUUGGAUCUGCCAAGUACCUUGUGCCCGGAGAGGCGAACGUGUCAUACAUUUGCUCGCGCUACUACCGUGCGCCGGAGCUGAUCUUUGGAUCGACGACGUACACCACGGACAUCGACGUCUGGUCGUUGGGCUGUGUCAUCGCGGAGCUGCUCCUCGGGCACCCCCUGUUCCCGGGCGAGUCGGGCGUGGAUCAGCUCGUGGAGAUCAUCAAGGUCCUCGGCACGCCGCAGCGCAAGGACAUCACGUCGAUGAACAAGACGUACGUCGCCUUUGCCUUUCCGCGCAUCAAGCCGUAUCCGUGGUCCAAGGUUUUCCGCCGCGACGUCCCGCCCGAGGUCAUCGACCUCAUCUCGCACAUGCUCAUCUAUGCGCCCGAGAAGCGCAUCACGCCGUUUGAGGCGCUUGCACACAACGCCUUUGACGAGCUCCGCGACCCGACGACGACGCUGCCCGACGGCUCGCCGCUCCCUGAGCUCUUUAACUUUUCGGAGCGCGAGAUGGCCAUUGCGCCGUCGCUUCUCUCGUCCAUUCUCCCUCAGCAGUAG